This is a messenger RNA of Trichoderma atroviride IMI 206040, 1306 nucleotides long. RefSeq lists its product as uncharacterized. The record is from RefSeq and is a predicted model, not a curated record. Gene Ontology annotation, molecular function: protein binding; structural molecule activity. Gene Ontology annotation, cellular component: COPI vesicle coat. NCBI's taxonomy places the organism in Eukaryota, Fungi, Ascomycota, Sordariomycetes, Hypocreales, Hypocreaceae. Gene Ontology annotation, biological process: endoplasmic reticulum to Golgi vesicle-mediated transport; retrograde vesicle-mediated transport, Golgi to endoplasmic reticulum; intra-Golgi vesicle-mediated transport.
GCAAGACGCAACAUCGCCAAAAGUCGCCAAUCGCCAAAAUGGACCCGUAUUCCGCAGAAGGUGAAUUGAUCAACAUUCACACCCACUUCUACCAGUCACAAUACCAGGAGGUCAUCGAUUUCGACACAUCAUCCUUCUCCGCUGAGAAUGAGCUGCCCGUACGAGUACUGAAGCUCCGAGCCCGCAUCGCCCUUGGCCAGGCCGAAGACGUUGUUGCAGAUGUCGCGGGCGAGGCCGUUCCCGACCUGGAAGCUGUCGGCGCUCUCGCCGAGUACACUCUUGGAAAGACCGAUGCGGCAUUGACGACGAUUGAGAAGUUGGCUUCAUCGGCGGCCGAUAACGUUACCGUUCAGGUUGUUGGCGGCACGGUUCUACAAGCUGCUGGAAAGUCUGAGGAGGCACUUGCGCUGCUUUCGCAACACCAAGGAAGCUUGGACGCUGUCGCCUUAAUAGUCCAGAUCCACCUACAACAGAACCGAUCCGAUCUAGCUGUGAAGGAAGUUACCGCUGCACGAAGAUGGGCGCAAGAUAGUCUCUUGGUUAAUCUAGCUGAGGCUUGGGUUGGAGUCCGAGUGGGCGGCGAAAAGUACCAACAGGCAUUCUACGUUUAUGAGGAGCUUGCGCAGGGCUCUUCAACUUUCUCAGUACCCAGUCUCAUCGCACAGGCUGUUUGCGAGAUACAUCUUGGCCGUCUUGAGGAGGCCCAGUCUGCCUUGCAGCAGGCCAUAGAAAAGGACCCAAAGAAUGCUGAAGGCAUUGCCAACUUAUUGGUUUUGAACUCCAUUUCCGGAAACAGCACCGACGAGCUUCUCGAAUCACUAAAGCAGGCCAACCCCAACCACCAGCUGCUAUUGGACUUGGAGGAGAAGAGCAGCCUAUUCGACAAGGCGGCAGCCAAGUAUUCAGCCAAGGCAUAAUCAUAGACGAGAUUCAAUUUAUACAGCGAGUUACUAUGUUACAAUGGGGCGAAUGAUAGAGCAUCGGAGACGACAAGGAUACGAGCCAAAGCCUUUCACACGCGAAGUGCUUUAUAACCCGAUCCAACAUCCAUCUCAGCCUUUUGAAGUCGAACGACCGCCCCUAUACCUAGAAAGAGAACCUCACGUCCAGAGACUAUGUGAUGCUGGUGGCGCAUUUAGUAAUUAAUUUUGAAAGUUUCUAUUUACAGCUGGGCGGCUGGAUGACAAUAGCAACUCGAAGCUCAGAAACCGCUACCACUUCCAUAGUCCCGCAGUUCUAGCUCUAGUUCACCAGCACUUAUGUCUACCCUGCAUUUACAUAAUAAAAACAGAAUCAUUGCACCAUG